Linum trigynum is the source of this 1601-nucleotide messenger RNA. NCBI's taxonomy places the organism in Eukaryota, Viridiplantae, Streptophyta, Magnoliopsida, Malpighiales, Linaceae. The record is from the annotation of a GenBank genome assembly.
CCGAUGAAACCAAGAAAAUUCCAAUUAACUUAUCACCACUUUGGUAUUCACAGAUGUCCCAGAAACAAUAUUUUCCAAAGCCAAAGCGGUUCGAAAAUAUGACAAUGCCAAAAUUAGGGCAAUCGGGUGAGAGUCGGCGGGACGGAAAACUCAUUUUCCGACAGAGGCUUUGAAUGGGGGUAGGGAUGGGGAGUUGGGAUGCUAACGGUUAGAAUGACGAAGGGUAAACACAUCUUCUACUCUUUCAUUUUUCUGGGCAAAUCAUGGUUGGAUCAAAUUUAACAUAUUUGAGAUGGAAAAACUGACAGAAGGGUAGGAUUGAGAAUUAUUUGAUAGUAGAAGGGCAAAUUUGAUGUGAUUUAUAGUAGAGGGGCAUAUUAUACCUAUAACCAUAGAUAGGGGUAUGGGUGCUCAUGAUGUAGCCUUGGCGCAGUUGAGGACGAGACUAGCCACCUACACCAAUUAGAUGAAGCAUCUGGAAGAUUACGAAUGUCGCGAGAAAGAGUUCGAGGAUGGGGAUGGUUUCUACUAUGGUUGCAUACACAUCGAAAUACAUUGUAUUUCGGAGGGUUUAUCAGAAGUUGGAUGCCUUCUACUUCAAGUCCUACCAGGUGAUGGAGCACAUUAGCGUUGUGGCAUACAAGUUGCAGUUGUCGGAGACAACACACAUCUGCCGACCUUCCAUGUGUCUUUACUUCAUAGAUAUCGAGGCACUACUACCCCAGAUCAGUCGUAUCGUCCCCCGUUCUAUAAAGAUGGCGGAUUGGAGCUUGAGCCAGUGGAGGUUUUACAGACCGUAUGCGUUUAGAAGGGAGGCAAGCUAAUGGAGAAUAGCCUGAUUCGUUGGCAGCAUACAAAAACAAAUGAUGCCAAGUGAGAGGACACAAGGACCAUUCGCCAGAACUACAUGACAUUCGACCUUGAGGGCAGGGGCGGAGCCUGGAUUUGAGGUUUGGGAGGGGGGGGGGGGCAAAAAAAAUUUCGUUUACUAAUCACGAAAAUAUGAAGUAUAUGAACACGUUAUUAAAUUAUAUGAAAAAUAAAUUUAUAAGGUAUUAUGUUCCAAAUAAGUAAUUAGAUUAUAUGGAAAAAAAAUCAUGCAUUUCAAUAGAUAGCACGUCCUUCAAUAUUUUUAUAAAUGAGAAUAUUAAUCUUUGAAAACAAAUCAUGUAUUCUAAUGUUUAGCAUGUCUUUCAAUAUUUUUAUAGCCAUAAAAUAAAUAUAUGUAUGUUAACCUUUGAAGAAAAUUAAUAUAACUAAGACAAAUAUGAAUUCAAAAGUUGGAGAAUUAAAUUUGUAUAGUUUAAAAUGACCGAACUUAUAAAAAAAUAUUAAAAUUAAAUUAACUCUUUGGUAAAUACAAAAAAAAUUGAAAACAUUACAUAAUGUAUUUUUUUAGUAACUUUACGGUAAAAUUUUUGAAAGAAAAAGAAAAACUAGGCAAAAUUUAAAAUUCAUAUAACCUGCUCCCACUAGCACUCGAACUCGGGUCUACUGAGGGGAGGGUAAAAUGUGCUCCUGCUAGACUGGGAGGGGCCUUAUAAUUCUUUCUUAGUCACGUAAGUAUAUAUAAAUAUUUCGUAUAAAAUUACACAUAGGUU